Paramormyrops kingsleyae is the source of this 728-nucleotide messenger RNA. RefSeq names its product guanylate cyclase activator 1B (gene guca1b). Lineage: Eukaryota; Metazoa; Chordata; Actinopteri; Osteoglossiformes; Mormyridae. Gene Ontology annotation, biological process: visual perception. The record is from RefSeq and is a predicted model, not a curated record. Gene Ontology annotation, cellular component: photoreceptor inner segment; cone photoreceptor outer segment. Gene Ontology annotation, molecular function: calcium ion binding; calcium sensitive guanylate cyclase activator activity.
UAUCAAAGAGCAGUAGCCUUCUCACCUGUAGAUUAGGCUGAAUGCGACUUUAACAGUCAAGAUACUUCGCAGUUUCGGUAUGGAACGCUGAUCAAAUAAAUUAUCGUAGAAGAAGCUUCCAGAGGCACGCAAUGGGUCAGCGGCUGAGCGAGGACUCGAACGCGGACAAGGAGAUCGAUGUGGCCGAGCUGCAAGAGUGGUACAAGAAGUUUGUAGUGGAGUGUCCCAGCGGCACGUUGUUCAUGCAUGAGUUCAAGGGUUUCUUCGGUGUCUCGGACAAUCAGGAAGCGGCCAGUUAUAUUGAAAACAUGUUCCGUGCGUUUGAUAAGAACGGGGACAACACCAUUGAUUUUUUGGAGUACGUGGCGGCACUGAACCUGGUCCUGAGAGGCAAGCUGGAGCACAAGCUCAAGUGGACCUUCAAAAUGUACGACAAGGACGGGAGCGGCUGCAUCGACAAGACGGAGCUGCUUGAGAUCGUGGAGUCCAUCUACCGGCUGAAAAAAGCAUGUCAUGGAGAGCUUGACGAGGAGUGCAACCUGCUCACACCGGAGCAGGUGGUGGACAGGAUAUUCGAACUUGUGGAUGAGAAUGGAGAUGGUGAACUGUCUUUGGAUGAGUUCAUUGAUGGUGCACGGCGGGACAAGUGGGUGAUGAAGAUGCUGCAGAUGGAUGUGAACCCUGGGGACUGGAUCAGUGAGCACCAGCGUCGGAGUUCCAACUUCUGA